AUGCCGACUCAGAAAAAAUGGACCGAGAUAGCGAGCAGAUUGCUAUACUUGAGGGAAAAUUUUCAGCAACUUGUGCCCGUGUCAUACAGCUGGAGCAAGCGUUAGCGCAGGCUUUAUCUUCUCAAACUGAUACCAGUAAAAGAUCGAAUGAAGAUUUGCAGGCAUCGAAGGUGGAGAUUGAAUCUCUAAAGUCUAAGCUUGUGAACUCUUAUUCCGUCUUGGAGGCUAGAGACAAGGAGAUAGCCAAUCUCCAAGUGGCACUUGGGCAGUACUAUGCAGAAACUGAUGCGAAGGAGCGCAUUCAACGAGAACUCAAUACUGCAAAGGAAGAUCUCAGGAAGUUUUCGGACAGUUUGGAAGCAGCAAAGCGGAUGGUUGAGGUAGUAGAAGCACAGAAGAAAGAAGUUGUAGAGAAAGUACACGUCGAGGAACGAAAAGGGCUUGAAAAUCAACAAAAAACACAGAAAAUCAGGUUACGCCGUGCUCUGGAAGAAAGCAUGAUCCGUCUAAACAGGAUGUCUUCAGAUUCAGAUUAUUCCGUAGACAGGCGCAUUGUUAUCAAAUUGCUCGUGACAUAUUUUGAGAGAGGACAUAACCACGAGGUUCUUGAUUUAAUGGCCCGUAUGCUGGGGUUCUCCGACGAUGACAAACGAAGGGUUGGACUCGCUCAUCAAAAUUCUGGGAAACCGGGUGUUAUGAGAAGCGUUUUUGGCCUCCCAGGGCGUGUCGUCGGAGGUAUCUUAUCUGGCGGUAAUGACAAUUCGUCUUUUACGACAAGCAAUGAUCAGUCAUUUGCGGACCUUUGGAUCGAUUUCUUGCUGAAAGAAUCCGAGGAAAGAGAAAAGGCUCAAAACUCAGGGUUGGGUGCAAGGAGCCCGCAAAGCGAUUUUCAUUCUUCAGCUUUUAACACCGGGUUUGAAAGUGAUGGUGGUUUAGAAGCUGACAUUUCAGGAGUUAGAGGCCACAGGAGGGUCUAUUCCAAAUCCUGAUAGAAAGUUUUCCAGUUGCUUUUGCAGCUCGAGGCAUCCGGAUGUUUUUUUCUUAUAUAUUCCUUGCCUGGAUAUGCAAAAUUAACUGAUUCGAUACAAUCGAUUUGAUUCUUUUGGCCCUCGUGCUCCAGUAACAAUUCCGGCUACGCAACUACCCUGCAAGAGAGAAUAAAACAGCAGUCUUGCGACGAG
Molecule: messenger RNA, 1181 nt
Organism: Selaginella moellendorffii
Lineage: Eukaryota; Viridiplantae; Streptophyta; Lycopodiopsida; Selaginellales; Selaginellaceae
Product: golgin candidate 4-like
Biological process (GO): Golgi organization; endoplasmic reticulum to Golgi vesicle-mediated transport
Cellular component (GO): Golgi apparatus
Molecular function (GO): small GTPase binding
Source: RefSeq, a predicted model, not a curated record